AUGCAGAUGAAGUCUCGAGCCUUAGCCCCCUUCGCUUUUGAUCUCCUCCCGCUGGGCUCUGUACAGCCUCGUGGGUGGAUCCGCGACCAGCUGAAACUCUGCGCAGAGGGCCUGGGCGGGAAUCUCUACAACUUCCAUCGCUUCGUGAAAGACAGCAGUUGGCUCGGCGGCGACGUGGAGUACAGCCCCUUACGCGAGUCCGCUCCAUACUGGUACAAUUAUAUCGUGCCGCUCGCCUAUAUACUCGACGACAAUGAAUUGAAGAAGCAAGCGAACCAAUUUCUAGACCGCAUUCUAAAGAACCAGCAUGCCGACGGAUGGAUUGGCCCGGAACACACAAAGCACGGCAGGGGAAUAUGGGCACGAUGUCUUGUGUUGAUGGGCAUGGUAAACCACGCUGUUGCAGACCCAGCCCAGUACAAUCGUAUCGUCGAGGCUAUGCUUAGUUUCACCAAACUUGCCAACUCCAUGUUGAAGGACAACUUCCAAGGGCUAAUUCCUCAUCCUGGUGACGAGUUUGAUGAAUUUUGCAUUACACGCGCACAUGAGUUGUCCACGUCGCUGCAAUGGCUGUACGACCAGGUGGAAAAUAGGCAGGACAAAAUAUUGAUCUGGGACACCAUGGACCUUGCGUGGGAGGCCAGCCGUGUAGGCGACCGUGAUUGGUCCAAGUUCUUCACUGAAGAGCAAUUCCCGAAGAAGCCAGCAGCCCCAGGAUCUACACUCAUGAAGCACGUGGUGAACGUGUCAGAAGCUUUGCGCUACAUGCCACAGCUUUAUCGGAUGACCCAUGAUCCUGAAUUGGUGGCACAUACACGCCAAUCUGUUGAUAUGGUAUUCAAAUAUCACGGGACAACAUUUGGAGCAAUCUCGGGUGAUGAAUUUCUCGCCGGCCUUCACCCAAGACGAGGAGCAGAGCUUUGUGGAACGGCAGAAUUGAUAUUCUCGCUUUCAUAUAUGUAUCGUUUGUUUGGCGAUAAUAGCUAUGCGGAUAGAGCGGAACUCGCCACAUUCAAUGGAUUACCGGCCGGGAUGACAGAGGACUGGUGGGCACAUAACUAUCUGACACAGAGCAACGAAGUUUGGGCGAGGAACCUUGAAAAUUGGCCCUUUUACAACUGUGGCGGACGUGCUCUGGUAUAUGGCUUGGAAGUGAACUAUCCAUGUUGUUUGGUUAAUCACUCCCAAGCUCUACCAAAAUUUGCAAUGAACGCUUUUGUUGCUAGUCCAGAUUUAAGAUUUAUUGCGCACCAGUUUCUCGUUCCUGCCGAGGCCAAAAUCCCAGUCACAGGCCGUAGACCAAUAUACAUCAUCAGCGAAACUCAUUACCCAUUUGACGAAAAGCUUAGCUAUGAGGUUGAGACUGACCAAGCCUUUGAAUUCUACAUACGGGUCCCAGAAUGGGCCACUAAGGGGACUACGAUAAACAGAGCUUCCGGAAACGAAGAAACCAAGGAAGAAACCAUAGAAGUGGACGCCAACAAUCUAUACAAGAUUGCCAUAGCACCGGGUAAAACGGCAUUUACAAUUACACUAAAUGCCGAAAUUCGCGUUGUACCACGACCGAACAAUGCGGUUGCUAUAUAUAGAGGCGCACUGUUGUACGCUAUGGAGAUUCCACACAAGGCCAAGGUCGGCCCUCCAACACAUUUCGCAGAACGGAAGCCAUUGCCAGAUGCCGAGUACUCGCCGAAGCUUUGCGACGUGGAAUACACCCCGACAGCCGACUGGCGAGUGGCCAUUGAUCCAUCUCAGAUGCACUUCCACCGAUCCGAAGUGAAGGGAAACCUCCCUAAUCCUGUCUUUGCCUCCGGGGCGCCACCGGUGUCCAUCAAUGUGGCAGGCACCAAGAUAUCGAAUUGGGAAUUGGAAGGCGACUGUGCAGGCCUUCCGCCAGCAAAUCCAGCAGCAACUGGGAAACCGUUUGGCGUGAAAUUGGUUCCAUUCGCAAGCGCCAAGUUGCAUAUUUCCGAGUUCCCUGUUGUCGAUUUGAGCAAAGACAAGGUCAACUUACAAAGUCGUCGACCUAGUCAUGGUCAUUGCGUUUUGAUGUGA
Messenger RNA from Talaromyces atroroseus, 2055 nucleotides. RefSeq lists its product as hypothetical. Gene Ontology annotation, biological process: carbohydrate metabolic process. The record is from RefSeq and is a predicted model, not a curated record. The coding region runs from base 1 to 2055 and encodes 684 amino acids. The transcript has 3 exons. NCBI's taxonomy places the organism in Eukaryota, Fungi, Ascomycota, Eurotiomycetes, Eurotiales, Trichocomaceae.